Molecule: messenger RNA, 1816 nt
Organism: Pseudomassariella vexata
Lineage: Eukaryota; Fungi; Ascomycota; Sordariomycetes; Amphisphaeriales; Pseudomassariaceae
Product: acetylcholinesterase precursor
Exons: 2
Coding region: 176-1816 (546 amino acids)
Source: RefSeq, a predicted model, not a curated record
AGCGCCGAAUGUUUCUCCAGUAUCGGAAUGACUACGGCCAACCGAAAGUUGACUUACUCGUACACUGUGCUUCAAAAAAGGAAAUUAACAAACAGCUCUGCUCUCUUCUUUCCACCUAGUUAUUUUGCUUUUUGCUCACAACAAGGCUCGUCAGAGCACAGUAUCAUUCGUCACCAUGUCGGACCAUCACAGCUCAGAAGACCGCCCAACGGUUACCCUUCCUCAAGGGACGGUAGUGGGCAUCAAACAACGGGGAGAGCAUCCCAAGACGGUUGAGUCAUUCCUGGGUAUUCCAUACGCGCUACCUCCCACGGGCGAUCUACGAUUCCGCCCACCAGUCAAGGUGCCGUCCUCCACCAAGACCAUUGACGCCUGCCGUUACGGCCCCCGCGCUCCGGCGAAGCAGUUCCUGAUUAUUGGCCCUGAGUUGGAGGAAAGUGAGGAUUGUCUUACGGUUAACGUAUUUCGCCCUGAAGGCGUUAGCAGUUCGGACAAUCUGCCGGUCGCGAUUUACUUCCAUGGCGGGGCAUUCAAUCGCGGAAAUGCUGCCAUGUACAACUCGACGUCAGUGGUUGGUUGGUCGGCGGAGCCGUUUGUCUGCGUUUCGUUUGGUUACCGCAUUGGGUCGCUCGGUUUCUUGCCUUCGGGGUUGAGUACUAAGGAGGGGGCGCUUAAUCUAGGUUUGAAGGAUCAGAUUCUCUUGAUGGAGUGGGUUCAGGAGAAUAUUGGGGAGUUUGGUGGAGAUAAGUGCAAUAUAACGAUUAUUGGUCUUUCGGCUGGUGCCCAUUCUAUUGGCCAUCACCUCUUGGACUACGAAGCAGGCAAGACGCCGCUGUUCCACAGAGCGGUCAUGGAGUCAGGGGCGCCGACUUCACGAGCAGUCCGGCGUCCCGACGCCGCCAUCCACGAGCAGCAGUUCAAGGACUUUCUGAAUGCGGUGAAAUGUCCUAAGGACUUGCCCGAGUCCGAAAUCUUUCCCUUCCUGCGGUCACUGCCACUGGAGACGGUGGCCAAAGCGCAGACGGAGGUCUUCGGCAACUACAACUCCAGUUUACGCUGGGCCUUCCAGCCAGUCAUCGACGGUGAGAUCAUCCGCAGGCGACCCAUAGACGCCUGGCGUGAGGGGAAGUGGCAUAAGGUUCCGAUCAUGACUGGUUUCAACACGAACGAAGGAUCGGUGUACGUUAACAAGAAGAUGUCAACCUCUGACGAAUUUAUCGAUUUCUGGCGCACGCUUCUGCCCCAGCUGACUGAUGAGGAUGUGGAAAAAAUCAAUACCCUCUAUCCUGAUCCAUUCGUAUACCCCGACUCAAUAUACAAGGAAGACCGACUCCAGUACGGCGUGGGGGAGAUGUUCAAGCGCAUCGAAGCUGCCUACGCGCAUUAUGCGUACGUCAGUCCCGUCCGACAGACCGCGCAUUUCGCCAACCGGCACGUGCCUGUGUACCUCUACCAUUGGGCCCUGAGAUCGAGUAUCGUUGACGGUGCGCAACAUGGGAGUAACAUGAAGUACGAGUUCCAGGAUCCUGAUACGUGUGCGAAGUCCAAAGCGCAGGAUGAGAUAUCGAAAAGCUUGCAUGCGUAUGUCACGAGUUUCAUCUGCUCGGGUGACCCGAACAAGGUCAAAGGGGGUGAUGAGGCGAGGCCGGAGUGGGUCAAGCAUGAAGGGGACAAGCCGAGGUUGAUCAUCUUUGGGAGGGAGAAUAAAGAGUUGGUUGGGGGUGAAGUUGGCAAAGCUGCUGAGAUUUCUGAGGAUGUUUGGGCGAGUGAGGAGUCGAACUUUUGGUGGGAUAAGGUUGAGAUUUCGCAGCAGUGA